UUCCGUUAUGCCAUCUGUUGUUUAAGAAAGAUGCAGCAAAGAGAGUGUUCGUGUAUCCACGUAUACCGUUUAUCGUUAGUCUGGUUUGUGGCUGGGAAUAUGAAUAGAGAGCGUAGUAAAAGUAAUUAGGCUUGUUAAAUCAGAUAGAUUCGAAUAUUAAUAUUUCAAUUUAAUUAAUUAUCGUAGUCGAUAAAAACAAUAGUAUCGAUAGUUGGAAAGAAUUAAUCGGACAUCUUUUAUAUGUGUACGAGUUUUCCCUAUGAUCCGCUGCAGAACUCGGGUAGUAUCAUUUCUUUCUUGCAUAUUCUCCCCCUUGCCCGUCAACCCUUAACUACCUUCCCCCAUUUCGGUGUGUACGAGUAUGAAGAGUAUCUCGGUUUCUUGUCAAGUCCUUCGUCUUAGUAACUGUAAUAUGCACCAGUGAUAAUAAAAGUUUCGUUUACUAAACCACAUAUAAUAUAGAUAUAUCGCGUUUAAGUGUCGAGCGCGAUUAACCUUGUGAAGCCGAUCCUCGGCUGUUUUUCAAUGAGCGAAUGAAGAAUAUUCGGUACGUUUAAGAGUGGUAUGUCAGUGUGUAUACACAGUACGAUAUUACCGUAAGCGAAGAGAGAGAAGAGGGUAAUCAUUUUAUACAAAUCUUCUUUGAACAUUUCAUUCGACAUGAUGAAGAAUAGUGCUUUGCCAAAGAAGGAGGGUAAAAUGCGUAUACGUGCUUUUCCGACCACUAUGGAUGAAAAGUACGUAGAAACCAUUUGGACCUUACUAAAAAAUGCCAUCCAAGAGAUACAAAAGAAAAAUAACUCUGGUCUUAGUUUUGAAGAAUUAUAUCGAAAUGCAUAUACUAUGGUUUUGCAUAAAUAUGGUGAACGGCUUUACACAGGAUUAAAGGAAGUAGUAACUCAACAUCUCGAAAAUAAAGUACGAGACGAUGUUUUAUAUUCGCUUCAUAAUAACUUUUUACAAACAUUAAAUCAAGCAUGGAAUGAUCACACAACUUCAAUGGUAAUGAUCAGGGAUAUUUUAAUGUACAUGGAUAGAGUUUAUGUACAACAAAAUGAUGUGGAUAACGUAUAUAAUUUAGGACUUAUUAUAUUUCGAGAUCAGGUGGUUAGAUAUGGUUGCGUAAGAGAUCAUUUGAGAGAUACAUUAUUAGGUAUGGUUGCAAGAGAAAGACAUGGUGAAGUUGUUGAUAGAAUCGCUAUAAAAAAUGCAUGCCAUAUGCUAAUGUUACUUGGCAUUAAUAGUCGUCAAGUUUAUGAAGAAGAUUUUGAAAGGCCUUUUUUACAACAAAGUGCAGAAUUUUACCGAAUUGAAUCUCAAAAAUUUCUAGCAGAAAAUAGUGCAUCCGUUUAUAUAAAAAAAGUAGAAGCAAGAAUUUAUGAAGAAUCGGAAAGAGCAAAACACUAUUUAGAUGAGUCUACGGAACCACGGAUAGUUGAAGUUGUAGAAGAAGAAUUAAUCAAAAUCCAUAUGAAAACUAUUGUUGAGAUGGAGAACAGUGGUGUAGUACACAUGCUUAAAAAUCAGAAAACAGAAGAUCUUAGUUGUAUGUAUAAGUUAUUCUCAAGAGUAACAGAUGGUUUACGCACAGUUUUUGAUUGUGUAUCUCAGUUCCUUAAAGAACGAGGACGUGCUAUGGUUCAAGAGGAGCACGAAUCAACAACAAAUGCUGUACACUUUGUGCAGAAUUUAUUGGAUUUAAAAGACCGUUUUGAUCAUUUUCUUCAUUAUUCAUUCAAUAAUGAUAAACUUUUUAAACAAAUGAUAUCCUCAGAUUUUGAAUACUUCCUCAAUUUAAAUACUAAAAGUCCAGAAUAUUUAUCUCUAUUUAUAGAUGAUAAAUUGAAAAAGGGUUCUAAAGGGAUGACUGAACAAGAAAUUGAAGGUAUCCUGGACAAAACAAUGGUUUUGUUUAGAUUUCUUCAAGAGAAGGAUGUUUUUGAACGGUACUAUAAACAACAUCUAGCAAAACGGCUUCUUUUAAAUAAAUCAGUAUCAGAUGAUAGUGAAAAAAAUAUGAUAUCUAAACUUAAGACUGAAUGUGGAUGCCAAUUUACAUCUAAAUUAGAAGGCAUGUUUAAGGAUAUAACAGUUAGCAACACUAUUAUGGACGAAUUUAAGGAUCACGUUCUUACUUCUGGGACAAAUUUAUACGGUGUGGAUAUAAGUGUAAGAGUACUCACAACUGGUUUUUGGCCAACACAAUCUGCUACUCCUAAAUGUAAUCUACCAAUUGCACCACGAGGUGCAUUUGAUGCCUUUAGACGUUUUUAUCUUGCUAAGCAUACGGGACGUCAAUUGACAUUGCAACCACAAUUAGGAUCUGCAGAUUUAAAUGCUAUAUUUACUGGACAGAAAAAAGAAGAGAGUAGCUGUGGAAUAGGAUUGGAUACGCCAUCUUCUUCUGGUUCCAUUAUAAGUGGAAAUAAUAAUGGCAGUAAUAGUUUAUUAAGUCAAAGAAGCAGCGUAUGUGCAAGCGGUGUAAGAAAGCACAUAAUUCAAGUUUCAACUUACCAAAUGUGUGUGUUGAUGCUUUUCAACAAAAGAGAAUCAUUGACAUAUGAAGAAAUUCAAGGUGAAACCGAUAUUCCAGAGAGAGACUUGGUUAGAGCUCUACAAUCUCUUGCAAUGGGCAAAUCGUCACAGAGGGUAUUAAUCAAAAAUCCUCGAACCAAAGAAAUUGAACCUUCACAUACCUUCGGUGUAAAUAAUAGUUUCUCCAGCAAAUUGCACAGAGUUAAGAUCCAAACUGUGGCAGCAAAAGGAGAAUCAGAACCAGAAAGAAGAGAAAUGCGUAAUAAAGUCGACGAAGACCGGAAGCAUGAAAUUGAAGCAGCUAUUGUUCGUAUCAUGAAGGAUCGAAAGCGUAUGCCGCAUAAUAUACUCGUAACUGAAGUAACGCAACAACUGAAAGUACGUUUUUUGCCAUCCCCUGUUAUUAUUAAAAAGCGUAUCGAAGGUUUGAUUGAACGAGAGUACUUAGCUCGUACGACGGAAGAUAGGAAAGUAUAUACGUACGUUGCUUAAUGCUGAGUUCAAAUAUUGGAACUGUACAAAAGUCUUAUCGAUUGAGAAUGGUUUGAUUACUCAUCGACUUCGAUACAUUACAACGUGUUUAUUGUGUAGUACGCCAAAAUGUGGGAUCUUCAAAAACUGUGUAAGACAUGCAGAAUUGUGUUAAGAUGGAAAAUAUACGCGCAUGAGCUUGAAUUAAAAUGAGGAAUUUUUAAAAUGAGAAAAGACAAGAAAAAAAAA
Molecule: messenger RNA, 3255 nt
Organism: Polistes dominula (European paper wasp)
Lineage: Eukaryota; Metazoa; Arthropoda; Insecta; Hymenoptera; Vespidae
Gene: Cul3
Product: cullin 3
Biological process (GO): ubiquitin-dependent protein catabolic process
Cellular component (GO): cullin-RING ubiquitin ligase complex
Molecular function (GO): ubiquitin protein ligase binding
Source: RefSeq, a predicted model, not a curated record